GGGGUGGAGUGGAGUCCCGGCAUCGGCACGGCACGGGAAGGGAACGGGACGGACGGGCACUGAAGCAGUGCACCGCGCCCGAAACCAAAACCACGACGUCGGGGUGGCAAAACUUUUCUGUCUGCCUUCCAGUGCCGGAUUUAAAGGAAUACAGUGGACUGCUCUGGCCUCUCCGGCCGUGUCGGUGGUGAUUUUGCUCCAGGUGCUCUAGUUCCGGACAUCGUGACACUGCAGACACUGCACAGAAAUGGAUUUCUUGUCGUCUGCUAUCCCUUCGCUGGACUCGGAUUUUCUACCCCGCUGGUACUUGGCAGCGUUCGUCGUCUCCGGUUAUGUCAUCUACUACAUUUGCGAAGUUGCGAAGGUUCCUCAAUUAGCUUGCGCACCUGGAGAGUUUCGUUCUUUCCUGGAGCAGAAGGUUCCUAUUCUCAAAGAGCGAUUCUGGCCAACAAUCUGGUGCAUUGAAUCUCGAGCUCAAACAGUUUUAGCAAAUGUAUUUCGAGAACGACUAAUGAAACAAGUUCAUUAUCGAAGGGAGGUUUUGGAUUUGCCUGAUGGAGGACAACUGGCUCUUGAUUGGUUAGAAGACAACUGCACAGAAAAUUCCCCUAUCCUUCUCAUUUUACCUGGUCUCACUGGAUCCAGCCAAGCUGAAUACAUAAGAUGCCUUGUCCAAGCUGUAAACCGCAGUGGGUUUAGAACUGUUGUUUUCAACAACCGCGGACUUGGUGGUGUUGUUCUCAAGACACCCAGGCUUUACAAUGCCUGCAAUGGUGAAGAUCUUGCAGAAGCUAUAAAACUCAUCAAAGCAAAGAAUCCAAAUGUUCCUCUGGCAGCUACAGGAAUUUCCAUGGGCGGGUUGGUUUUGGGUAAUUAUAUUUCAAGAAGAGGAAAGUCUGUCAGAUCCGAACUGGCUGCGGCAAUGUUGAUAUCCGUACCAUGGGAUUUAUUCAAAGCUUGCGAAAGCAUUGAAAAGCCUGGUUUGAACAUGAUGCUCAACAAGCACUUGGCUGAUCUAUUAUGCCAAACACUGAAAAAGCAAAAUCAUUUGGAUUGGGGUAAUCUUGAUGAUACUUUUAAGAGCCGUACCAUUCGCGAAUUUGACAGUAAAUUCACUUGCAAGGCUUUUGGAUACUCGGAUACUAAUGAAUACUACUCAGAUGCUACCCUUCACACAAAGUUGCACCAGUUUCAAAUCCCAACGCUUUGCCUCAGCGCAGCUGAUGAUCCAUUUCAACCUCUUGAUGCCAUACCAGUAGAUGAGUUCAACAAAUGCAAAAACAUAGCAGCAGUUGUGACUGCUAGGGGAGGACACAUUGGAUUCAUGGAAGGUUUCCUACCCUCCUCUUACCGAGGUAAAGAUGAUUAUAUGGAUAGAAUUCUGUGUCAGUACUUCAGUGCCAUAUUUCGGGAUGGAGGAAAAAUCAUGGCUAAACUGGAUGGUUGAACAAGGGAGGCCAUCCCAUUUUAUCUACAUAAUAUGGGCACAAUUUAUUUCCCUCCUUGUGCUUGUUGCACCCUCAUUGUCGUCCAAGAAAGUUAGGGACGGUAAAUUAUUAGUCUGCCUUUUCAAAUCCUUAACCAAAUAGUCACUCUGAAAGCGGGUAUAAAAAAGAGCACAGACAUUAUUACAGUAAUAACAAAAACCAAUGUGCUUUAUAGUUCACAGUUGUUACCCUACAGUAUUAUUAGGUGAAGGCAUUUGUGUUGUAGUUAUGUCUACCCAGAGCCAACUUAAAUAAAUUCUGGACUAUGAAUGUCAUCUCAUGGUUGGUAAAAAUUCUGUAGAAAGUGGGUCUAAAUUUUAGAGAAAGUUCACCUUUAGGUACGCACAACUCUUCUCAGUCUUGUCAACAAGAAAAAUUAAGACUACUAUUUUUAAUUAAAAACUCUUGUGUACAUUUAAAAAAAUUUAAGUACUUGACCACAGCUGUUGGAGUGCUGAGUGUCUUGUAUGUAAUACUUUAAGUUAUUGUUAGUAAAGAUACCUAGAUUUUCUGUGUUAAUUAGUUUUAGAAAACUUUAAAAUUAAAACACUAAUGAGGCUGAUUAAUAUUUUAAGUAACAUCCACCAUAUUUUAGCAGAAAUAGUUUUAGUAAACUGAAAAUCUGUCUUCUACUUACCUUUAUCUUCCACUCUUAACGUUAUCAAUACUGUCUUGCUGAUAGCCCUUUUAUCAUUGUAUAAUAUUUUGUAUUGUUGCUAUUUCAACAUUGUAUUCCAUAUGCUUUUCACAACUUUUGAAAUAUAAAUGGAUAUUUGCUCAAGCAGCUCAA
Molecule: messenger RNA, 2277 nt
Organism: Thrips palmi
Lineage: Eukaryota; Metazoa; Arthropoda; Insecta; Thysanoptera; Thripidae
Gene: Hydr1
Product: protein ABHD1
Exons: 8
Coding region: 248-1447 (399 amino acids)
Biological process (GO): medium-chain fatty acid catabolic process; medium-chain fatty acid biosynthetic process
Molecular function (GO): monoacylglycerol lipase activity; acetylesterase activity
Source: RefSeq, a predicted model, not a curated record